AUGGCAUGCUGCUGUCCUGCUCCGUGUUUGAAAAACUGCUUCUCAUUUUCAGACAUAUCACCUGCUGAGUUUGAUGCCCUAUGGAGUGAGCCACCAUACACAUUACCUGGGGCCAGUGAGCUCUUUCCAGGAAAUGACAUCAUGACCACAGGGGAGGAGGAAGCGGAGGCAGAGGCGGAGGUGGAGGCUGACAGUGACUCGGGCAGUUACUGGAAGAGGAAGCAGGCUUUCUGCAGGAGCAGCACUGUAUCCUUAGCUGUAGGAGAGCGUUUCUCCUCAGAGGUGGUGCUGGUAUUUAGCGGGCGGCGGCGUUCCAGUGUAGAACCUGACAGUCACCUGCAGGAAGCACUUCGUACUAGACUGAGGGUGGUGGAGAGCAACAGUCAGGAUGUUAUCCAACUUUUCAAGGACCUGUCUGCACGGCUGGUAUCUGUUCAUGCCGAGAAGGACUGUUUUGUCAUCACCUUCAAGACAGUUGAAGAAAUUUGGAAAUUCUCAACCUAUCUUGCUUUAGGGUAUGUGGCAAGGUGUCUAGAGAACUUCCUCUGUGACCAGUCAUUUUGGCUGGACCCAGCGCUGCUGAGUGAUGUGGAGAUUUGUGUGACAGUGGAUGAGGAGCACUUGGCAACGCUUUACUUGGGACUUCUGUUACAAGAGGGUUCAUUCUUUGCCAAGGCUUUGUCCAAUAGUGAGUGCGCAGAGGAGGAAGAGGAGCUGUGCUAUAAGAAGAAUGACCUGGUUAUGGUGAAGGAUACUGGACAGGAGUCUGUCUGGGAAGGCACUCUACUGUCCACUGGACAGCAUGGUCUGGUACCUGUCCAUGCUAUGCAGCCUCUACCCUACCCCUUCUACCAAUGGUUUCUCAGGAAAUACCCAGGAAAUACUGGGGGGAUUCCAUCUGUAAAGGAUCUAUUUGAGCAUCCUGCAGCAACCGGCACCUGCAUAGCAACAGUGGACUACAACCCCGUAGGAAUGGAUGAAUUGCAGUUCAACCAAGGGGACGUUAUAGAGGUGGAAGGUUUUCUCCUCAGAGGUCUCAAUUUGUUCGUUGGCCGACACGUCUCCAGUGGUAAUGUGGGAUUUGUCCACAAAGCCCACAUGAAGCCUGAGAACAUCAAACCUCUCAGUGGACAAUUGGUCUUUCUGAGUGAGGAGGAGAGGGUGGCACUGUCCCAGUUUAACCCUUGCCAUGAGUGCUGUCACAGCGGCCUGCUGGACAAACUCUUCUCCUCUGAUAUCAGCACUGUUUACAGAUUAGAUAGGCUUGACAAAUCUGACUUCAUGUACAUCAGAAAUCAACCAAAAGCAGAACAGAAGACCACAGUGAGCGCCAGGCAGAGCAUGGCUUCAGAAAAGAGUGGGACACCCCCAUAUCAGUCUUCACCCCGACCUUCCUUCUAUGCCUCCCAAAGUUACCUGGACAGAGAAAAUGAGGUGCUUUCUUUCAGCUUGGAUGACACCUUCAAGGAGAUGGAUGAGUUUGAGGAGGACCCUCCUCUCUUCUUGGAGGAUGGCAGCUGGGAAGCCGAGGAAACGGAGAUAUGUGACCCCAUCCUUAUGCUCCUCAACUCUGAUCACUUUCAGGAGUCCUUUCACACAUUUUGCGACCUCUCCUACAGUUUCCUGGACACCCUGUUUGGUGGACUCUCAGAGGACGAGGUGCUUCAGCAUCUGGAGAAUGUGAGAGAGGGGGCAAAGAAAAGCAAAAUGCUCUGGGCCCACCGUCGAGCCUGCUUUCUCCUCGGCAGGCUGUGCGCCAAAAAGCUCAAGUACUCGCAGGCUCGAGUGUAUUUUGAAGAGGCCUUGAAGAUCCCUGUGCCGGGCUUUGAUGAUCUACCUCUUCUCAUUUCCCUCUAUACUAACCUCACAGGCAUUUACUUGAAGCAAAGGAUAAUGGACAAGUUGCCAUACACAUUGGACAAAGCUAGUGCUCUCAUACUGUGCCUUCCCUGUCAUAACUUCUGCUCUCUCGACGAGUUUGAGCUUCUCAAACCAAUACUUCGCAAAUCGGUUGUUGAAAAUGACAAAUAUUUAGAGGCUCGGACUUGUUACCUCAUCCUAAGUCUCUUUCUACAGGUCAGGAAGAUGGAGGAUGCUUUGCCCUUUGUGGAGAGGCUUCAAUUUCUCACCAUUACUCUCUCUGCAGAGGAGGGAAGGCCUAUGAGUCCUGUUGACCUUAACUGGAUGUUGUGCCGGCUCUAUCAUAAAAAGUAUCUGCCCUAUCUGGCACUUGCUGCUCUUAGUCUGGACUCGGGCCUAGACCAUUCUCUGGAUGAUGCUUUCCAAAAGAUUGAACUGUUCACCAAGAACUCAGUGAGACUAAAUCCACACUGGAGGGAUGGGACAUCUCUUCUUCCAGCACAGGUGGUGGUGUACCUCCAGCAGGCUCUCUCGAUAGCUAAUCGAGGGGAGGACUUGAAGACCCAGAGGGACCUAUGCUUGUGCCUGGCCAGUGUAUACCAGCAGCAUGGAGCUCUGGAGAAGGCAAUGCCCUAUGCCCAGCAGGCUGUGCAAAUGGGUAGCCAAAUCAAUGAGGAGGAGAGCUUUGAGGCUUCGGUGCUCCUAGCAUGGCUGCUUGUUCUGACUGAGGAGUCUGAGAAGGCCCGGACAACUCUACAACCCCUUCUCAGGUCCUUACAUGAAACAGACAGCCCCACACAGCGCGGUGUGGUCCAUAACCUCUUGGCUUUGAGCUUCCGCAAACAGGACAAGGUCACAGAAGCAGCUAAGAAUUUCCACUGUGCCCUUCAGAUCUCACAGGAGAAUGGUAACAAGCGCAACGAAGCAUUAGCUCUUGCUAACCUAGGUUGUUUGGCGCUGUCUGUUGGGGCUCCAGGCCUGGCUGAGUGCUUUCUGCUCAGGUCACUGAGGCUAUUCCAGCUGCUUUCUGAGAGUCCCACAGACGAGGAGCAUGUCCAGGCUCUACUGUGGCUUGGUAGGAGCUACAAGGACCGGGGAGGGAGCCAAGAAUUCAGGCUGUGCUGUGAGAUGGGCCUUCUGAUCGCCAUAAGUGCCAAGAACAUACACAGUCAAAUGGUUGUGGCGAAGGUGCUGAGUCGCCACUAUGCCGAUAUGCUUCUCUAUGGACAGAGUAUCAUAUACUAUGAGCACUGUGUAGCGCUGUCCAGAGAGCUCAAGGAUAAACGUUUAGAGGGAGAAUAUCUGGAGAUCCUCAGCAGCCUCUACCUCUCACUCAACACUGAAAAGUCUUCACGGAAGUCUUUGGACUAUACCAAACAAAGCCUAAGGAUCUCUAUUGACCUUGGGAAGAGACAGGAGGAGUCGGAGUCAUGGCUCCAGGUGGGCCGCAUCUACUAUCUGAUUCAUGAGGAUGAGCUGACUGACAUGUACCUCCAGGCGGCAGUAAAGACCGCGCUCAGGAUGAAUGAUCCACGCUUCGCAAUGAGCAUUUAUGAGGAGGCUGGAGAUGUGUUCUUCAAAGGACACAGGAACCGCUUGGCUGCCUUACCAUUUUACAUAGACGGGAGUUUGCCUUUUGCGAGGAGCAUUAAAGAUGUGCAUUCAGAGUUCAGGCUUUUAAGUAAACUCACUGAGCUGCUAAUGAAGGAGGGCCAGAACAAGGAAGCGUUGCAGUACGCCAUCCUGGCAGUGCAGAUCAGCACCGUCACUGGUGUACGCUUAAAUGAGAGAGUAGCGUUCCACCGCCUGGCUUGUGUGUAUUACUCUCUGGACCAGUAUGAGAUGGCAGAGAACUACUAUCUGAAGUCCCUUUCCCUCAGUCCUGUAUGCCUGGAACAUGCUAUUGAAGCUCGCUACUUUGUCGAAGUUUACUACAGACUGGGAGAUCUGACCCUGCACAAGCUAAAGGACGCUUUUGAUGCCAUUGGUUAUUUCCACCUGGCCCUGGCAGCAGCUCUGGAGGACAGAGAACGUCCUCAGGCCCUCUACAUCAUCUACAUGAAGCUGGCAGAGAUUCACUCCCACCACACGCCCGACGCUGAGCUGAGCCGAAGAUACCUGAACAGUGCGCAGAGCCUGAAAAGGGCGUUAGCAGGACAUGCUAACGGUGCUAACACAGACCAACCAGAUGCUGAGCACACGAAUACGGACGGUGAGGACGCGGCCCCUGAACACUUUGUCCACGCAGAUUCGGUCAACUCAGACACAGAUACAGACAAUGAUAAUCGCACGGAACCUGACUGUAUGGAAACCAGUGAAACGAGCGCUGACCACGGACAGUCAAACCAUAAGGAGAUUAUUCUUGAUGAUUGUGUCAAUAAGGAGCAUACACAGGCCCAGACAGAUGGGGACGACUGUGAGAUCACCGACCACGGCGUAACAGACAGCAAUGAUACAGACUGUUCAGAACCUGCAGAAACUGAUGCAGGUCCAGUAAAGACCUAA
Molecule: messenger RNA, 4365 nt
Organism: Chanos chanos (milkfish)
Lineage: Eukaryota; Metazoa; Chordata; Actinopteri; Gonorynchiformes; Chanidae
Gene: sh3tc2
Product: SH3 domain and tetratricopeptide repeats 2
Exons: 18
Coding region: 1-4365 (1454 amino acids)
Biological process (GO): regulation of intracellular protein transport; regulation of ERBB signaling pathway
Molecular function (GO): protein binding
Source: RefSeq, a predicted model, not a curated record